ACGCGCGCGCGCGCUGCUGGAGCCAGCGGCUGGGGAGGGGCGGUGACGCCUCGCUGAGCGGGCCACCUCACGCCACCCGGUUCUGGGCACCCGGACGCUGGAGACCGUCGUUGCGCAGGGCCCCUGGGUAUUCGGGGGAGUGCCAGCGAGAGUCGGCGACGGCCGCUUCCUCGGCGUGGGGCGGGUAGAAGUGAAGCGUGAGCUCGUGGCCCCCGCCUCAGGAGCCCCGGGAGCCCGAGUGGCCGCGUAGAAAUGAAUACCGAAGUGGAACAACAGCUUCUUCAUCAUGCCAGAAAUGGCAACACUGAAGAAGUAAGACAACUAUUGCAAAGCAUGGAGAGGAAUGCAGCAGUUGCUGACAUUAAUUGCAAAGGAAGAAGUAAGUCUAAUUUGGGCUGGACACCUCUUCAUCUGGCAUGCUAUUUUGGACAUAGACAAGUGGUCCAGGACUUGUUGAAGGCUGGUGCAGAAGUGAAUGUGUUGAACGACAUGGGAGACACGCCACUUCAUCGAGCUGCCUUUACGGGACGAAAGGAGUUGGUAAUGCUUCUCUUAGAAUAUAAUGCUGAUACCACAGUUGUUAAUGGGAGUGGACAGACAGCAAAGGAAGCCACUCAUGACAAAGAAAUCAGAAACAUGCUUGAAGCUGUAGAAAGGACUCAACAAAGAAAGUUUGAAGAAUUACUUUUAGCAGCAGCAAGAGAAGGCAAAACAUCAGAACUCACAGCUCUGCUCAAUAGGCCCAAUCCUCCUGACGUUAACUGUUCGGAUCAGUUAGGAAAUACACCCUUGCAUUGUGCAGCUUACCGGGCCCAUAAGCAAUGUGCCUUGAAGCUUCUAAAAAGUGGAGCAGACCCUAAUUUGAAGAACAAAAAUGAGCAGAAACCUCUUGACCUUGCCCAAGGUGCUGAAAUGAAACACAUUCUUCUUGGUAAUAAGGUCAUCUACAAAGCACUGAAACGAUAUGAAGGCCCACUUUGGAAGAGUUCAAGGUUUUUUGGAUGGAGAUUAUUCUGGGUAGUAUUAGAACACGGAGUCCUUUCAUGGUAUAGGAAACAGCCUGAUGCAGUCCAUAACGUUUAUCGCCAGGGAUGCAAACACCUUACUCAAGCAGUAUGCACGGUAAAAUCUACCGAUAGCUGCCUCUUCUUUAUUAAGUGCUUUGAUGACACCAUUCACAGCUUCCGGGUUCCUAAGAAUAGCCUUCAGCAGUCAAGACAGGCUUGGAUGGAAGCAAUAGAAGAGCAUUCUGCCUACAGCACUCACUACUGCUCCCAGGACCAGGUGACUGAUGAUGAUGAGGAAGAUGCUGUUUCUGCUAUAGAUUUGAGGGACUACUUAGAGGCAGAGUGGACAGUGAGAGAGAGAGACAGAGAGAAAGGUCUUCCUUUGCCAUUGAUUCACCCUCCAAUGGCCGCCGCGGCCGGCGCGCUGUGGCCGGCGCACCCCGCUGAUCCGAUGGCAGGAGCCAGGAGCCAGAAAGCACAAACAUGUCAACAGAGACUAGAUAGAGAAAUUUCCAACUUUCUCAAAAUGAUUAAGGAAUGUGACAUGGCUAAAGAAAUGCUUCCAUCAUUUCUUCAGAAAGUUGAAGUUGUCUCUGAAGCUUCUAGAGAAACUUGUGUAGCUUUGAGUGAUUGCCUUAAUCUCUUCACUAAACAAGAAGGGGUGAGGAAUUUUAAAUUGGAACAGGAGCAAGAAAAAAACAAAAUUUUGUCUGAAGCACUGGAGACUCUGGCCACCGAACACCAUGAACUAGAACAGUCGCUGGUUGAAGGAUCACCACCUCCCAGCAUCCUCAGCGAGGACGAGUUCUACGAUGCACUCUCAGAUUCUGAGUCGGAGCAGUCCCUGAGUAGGCUGGAAGCAGUGACAGCACAGUCCCUGGACAAGGAAGGACAGCACCUGAGCAGUUGCAGACCCAGGAUGUCUGAGGGGAAGGACUGUGGCGGUGGAGAUGCUCUCUCCAAUGGCAUCAAGAAACACAGAACAAGCUUGCCCUCUCCUAUGUUUUCCAGAAAUGACUUCAGUAUCUGGAGCAUCCUCAGAAAAUGUAUUGGAAUGGAACUCUCCAAGAUCACGAUGCCAGUUAUAUUUAAUGAGCCGUUGAGCUUCCUGCAGCGACUAACUGAGUACAUGGAGCACACUUACCUCAUCCACAAGGCCAGCUCCUUUUCUGAUCCGGUGGAAAGAAUGCAGUGCGUGGCUGCGUUCGCCGUGUCUGCUGUUGCAUCCCAGUGGGAACGCACCGGGAAGCCCUUCAACCCGCUCCUGGGAGAGACCUACGAGUUAGUUCGGGAUGACCUUGGAUUCAGACUCAUUUCCGAACAGGUCAGCCAUCACCCACCAAUAAGUGCAUUUCACGCAGAAGGAUUAAACAAUGAUUUUAUCUUUCAUGGCUCAAUCUAUCCCAAACUGAAAUUCUGGGGGAAGAGUGUGGAAGCGGAACCCAAAGGAACCAUCACCUUGGAGCUCCUUGAACACAGUGAAGCCUACACGUGGACUAACCCCACCUGCUGCGUGCACAACAUCAUCGUGGGGAAGCUCUGGAUCGAGCAGUACGGCAGCGUGGAGAUCACAAACCACAAGACUGGGGACAAAUGUGUGCUGAAUUUUAAGCCGUGUGGCCUUUUCGGUAAGGAACUGCACAAAGUUGAAGGCUACAUUCAAGAUAAAAGCAAGAAGAAGCUGUGUGCCCUCUAUGGGAAGUGGACCGAGUGUCUGUACAGUGUUGAUCCUGCCACUUUUGAGGCUUGCAAAAAAAAUGAAAAGAAAAACAUGGAAGAGAAGAAGAGCAGCAAACAGCUGAGUACCUCCGAGGAGUCGGAUGAAAUGCCAAUGCCGGACUCAGAAAGCGUGUUUGUCAUUCCUGGGAGUGUCCUCCUCUGGCGAAUAGCCCCGCGGCCUCCUAAUUCAGCCCAGAUGUAUAACUUCACUAGCUUUGCAAUGGUUCUGAAUGAAGUGGACAAGGAAAUGGAGAGUGUGAUUCCUAAGACGGACUGCAGGCUACGGCCUGAUAUCAGAGCCAUGGAAAAUGGAGAAAUAGAUCAAGCCAGUGAAGAAAAAAAACGACUUGAAGAAAAACAAAGAGCAGCCCGCAAGAACAGGUCCAAGUCGGAAGAGGACUGGAAGACAAGGUGGUUCCGCCAAGGUCCAAAUCCAUACAGUGGAGCCCAAGACUGGAUCUACUCCGGCAGCUAUUGGGACAGAAACUAUUCCAAUUUGCCUGACAUUUAUUAAAGUGGCAGACAAGUCAGGGUGUUUGGCUAAUCUACAGAUAAGUCUUAAACCUAGGUUUUUAAAUUUUUUUCCUGGUUUCUAUUCAUCUUUUAAAAAAAAAGUCUGCUCAUGAGAUAACAUGCAUUUCACCCAACAAAAGUAGGGCACAUGGUGAUGAUGAAAGCCUUAGGAGAGCUGCAUAACUUUGCUAUCCAAAACAACUUAUUUGGAAGACUGUUUUAUACAGAGGUGAGAGUGAGUGCUGGAGACCGCGCUUUUUAUGGUUGCUGUUGCCAUAUUUCCUGAAGGUUUAUACCCAAAUGUGACUUUAGCUUUAUGGAGUUCUAUAGCAAUCCCAAAUCAAGUUAUUUUGAAUAUUUUUAUGCUGUCAUGCUUGAAUGUUUUAGAUAUAACUUUGACGUGUUUAGAAUUCUUCUAUACAACGUUCAUGUGCUCAAAUGUAGAGGUGAUGUCAUUUUGUAAACACUACAAUAAGAUGGCUUUUGCUCAUACUAACCUCUCCAUUUUAUCCCUUACUGCCUCCAAAAAGAAAAGAUGCCCGAAAAUUCAGAGUAGGUAAUCCUGAUAGGAAAAUCCUAAACUGGACAAGGUGUUUCAUUUACUUAUUUUAGUGUUCUGAAUUCACUUUUAUAAUUUCUGAAAUCAAUGAGUUAAAAUGUUUAAAUUGUACAUGUUUGAAUUGAAAAUAUGUAUAAAAUCUAGCCAUUCACAAAAUAUUCUAAACAUAGGUUGUAGUCAUUCCAUAAUGACAAAGCUUUUUACAUGCUUUAGCUUCCAGCGGCAGAUGCCCCCCCGAGAAAGUGAGCCGCACUCAUGCGUGUGUGUGAGCGUUCAACUGUUAUGAAAGGAGGUCUUGUGCAUUUCGAGUUGCAAGGUACCUGUGUACUUAAAUAUGUAUGGAGACCGACUGUACAGUAGUUUUGCCCCUUUAAUUGGGGUAUACUAAUCUAAUCUUGUAGUAUUUAUCCAUCCAACCCCCAGAUUGAGAUACUGCUCCCAGGGGCCUUAGGUAGUUGCCAGUAAGUUAUUUUAACGCUGUCUUGAAACUAACCAAUGUUAUGAAAUAAUCUACCUGAUGCUAAAUAAAGGCUUUAGAAUGUCCA
Oryctolagus cuniculus (rabbit) is the source of this 4343-nucleotide messenger RNA. RefSeq names its product oxysterol binding protein like 1A (gene OSBPL1A). Gene Ontology annotation, molecular function: protein binding; cholesterol binding; ubiquitin-protein transferase activity. Gene Ontology annotation, biological process: protein K6-linked ubiquitination. NCBI's taxonomy places the organism in Eukaryota, Metazoa, Chordata, Mammalia, Lagomorpha, Leporidae. Gene Ontology annotation, cellular component: plasma membrane; cytosol; BRCA1-A complex. The record is from RefSeq and is a predicted model, not a curated record.